AUGGAGUGCUGGAAGCUGGUGGCUGCGCGGAUCCUAUCUGCAACUUACCCUGGCGAUGCGUCGGGUACGCUGGAGGUGUUUGACGUGAAAGCAAAGGCUGAUUGUGGCAGGGCACGCACGUUCCUCAAUCUGAUGCUCACCUGCCGUGAACUGUACCACGACCUGCCAUGGGCCAUGCCAAAGUGGUGCCUUGCCACGGUGCUCUCUCAAACGAACAACGACAAGUACAAGAGGAAGCUGGCGAGAGUGAAGAUGGGGCAGCAGCCCUUGGACGUUCACAGAGGUCUCUCACAGCAGGCUGAAGUGAUACCGGGAGACGACGACGCUGAGGACACGUGGAGCAAAGACUACGGCCCCAGUGUGCAAGAUUGGCUGGACACUUUCCAGACUACGCUUCUUCCUCCGCUGCUGUCACCAGACGAAGACAAGGGCGGCACCGAUACCGAGGAUGAUUGCACUGACAGUGCGGCCAGAUACGCCGCCACUGUGUCGGCGUGGAUGGAAGAGCGCUUCCUUGCCUACUCUUGGCUUGGUGUGACAUGGGCGAGCGACCUCCCUUUCUUGCAAGCACGGUUGGCGAGCAUUCGGCACAACGACUUCUGGCUGAAGUUUUCCCGGUGCGGCCGCGUCGCAUUCACAUGCAUGCACGACCUGGAAACAUGGGCAGUGGCAGAGGGUGGGGAGGAACCGUGUUGGGAUGAAAAAGAUCUGAGGGAGAAGGGCAAGAACCCGAGGGAGGAAAAGGCACACAACGACAACGACGACGACGACGACGACGACGACGAAUGCGAGGAAAAGCAGCAACAUGAUGACAAACGCAAGCAGCAGCAACGCAGGCUGCACAGGCAGCGACAUGAUGACAAACGCAAGCAGCAGCAACACAGGCUGCACAGGCAGCGACAUGAUGACAAACGCAAGCAGCAGCAACACAGGCUGCACAGGCAGCGACAUGAUGACAAACGCAAGCAGCAGCAACACAGGCUGCAAAAGCGGAUGACACCGCGAGAAGACGCGAUACGCGAAUCACAGCAGCAGCCGCGCGCCGCUCUGCUCUAUGUCACUGUCACACUCAAGAGCCAAGCAGAUGCUGACCGUUUUAAGGAGCACUACUCAACUCUCGUUGGCGAUGGCCACGUUCGCUGGUUCCGCGUAAUGUAUGAGCAGACUGCUCUGCAAGGCGAAGUAUCAAACGUCCACGGCCUCAGCCUUUUCGGCUUCAACAAGCUCAGCGAUCUCAGCCUGUUUGCCGGCGUGCAAGACCUGAGGGUGGCCGUAUGCCGAGGCAUGGACCUGACCCCUUUUACCGCCUUGAAAAGGCUGGUGUUCGGAGGCAUUGUAGCGGGUGGGCAGUCCGUUAUCGCAGAUGUGGAUGAUGUGUGCCUCAACUCCUCGUCACUUGUCACCAGCACGCUCAACGCGAAGCGGGUUUGCCUGCGCAACAUGCAUCUCGUGGAUGCACCAUCGCCGUUGCACCUUCCAAACGCCACCCACAUUGAACUGCGCUUUGACGAGCUUGAUCCAGACCACAACGCUGCCGAAGAUGACUUCGCGGUAGACCUCCCUCCGGGACUCGACAAGCUGGUCCUUGUCCAUGGGGACACGCUGGGCCCAGAGCUCCCCCGGUUUGAGCACGCCCGAGAGGCUGAUCUCCAACUGUGUGACGUCCCAGACGUCGCCGAGUUGGCCUAUCUAGCGCACCGUGUGGACAAGCUGGUGAUCCGGGCCGAUCCGUCCGACGAAUUCACGGCGACCGGCUUGUCCCAGGUGCCGAACACCGUGUAUGUGUGCUUGGAUGACGUGAAGUGCACCAAAACCACGUCGCUGCCACCAUGUGUGAAGGAACUGCACGCGAUUGUUGAGGACGACGUCUCCGUCACCUGCUGGUCCCACAUACCGCUUCUCUCGCUCACUGGAUGGUGCAUGCGGGCUUCAAACAUGGGCGCCCUCUCUGGGCGGAGGCAGCUCCGCAUGUCUGGUGUUGUGCUUGACGGCGAAAUAAGCGACUGUGACCACGUGACCCUUUGCGAUUGUCAUGGCAGUGUGGUCUUCUCCCACAUCACGUGGCUGAGCGUGGGCCCGCACAGGUUGCGAUGGGGCCCUGAUCCGCGACACACAGUGGCGCAGUGCGGCGCCAACGGCGACGGUGAUGAUGAUGAUGGCAGCGGUGGUGGGUGUGGUGGUGAUGAUGAUGACGAUGGCAGCGGUGGUGGGAGUGGGAGUGGUCAUGGGAGUGGUGAUGACGAUGAUGAUGAUGAUGUUAAUGUUGAUGAUGAUCCUGGCCGUGGCCAUGCAAAGGUCGCAGGCGAUAGUGCAAAAUCAGAGCGAUUGCUGUGCAUUGAGCGUGUGAGCGACGUGUCCACAUGUCGACUGCAGCUCACCAGCAUCAUGAGCUUCUCCUGCUUCCACAAUGUGCACCGCCUCAUCCUGGAAGACUGCACGUUUGACGACCUGGCCUCGUUGACCUCAGUCACGUGCCUGGUGAUUCGUGACUGCACCAGCAAUGACAAGCGCUGGCAGUGGCCGAAUGCAGUCCUGGUGAACCGGUCGCCAGUAGAGAUGAUGGAGGUGCUCACGCAGGGCAAGCGCAAGAGGAACACGUGAUGUGUGUGGGUGUGAGUGUGUGUGGGGAGGAAGGGGAGGAGAUGUUUGUUGGUGGAGGGAGACUUGCAGCACACACACACACACACACACACACA
Molecule: messenger RNA, 2696 nt
Organism: Salpingoeca rosetta
Lineage: Eukaryota; Choanoflagellata; Craspedida; Salpingoecidae
Exons: 2
Coding region: 1-2601 (866 amino acids)
Source: RefSeq, a predicted model, not a curated record